Ailuropoda melanoleuca (giant panda) is the source of this 543-nucleotide messenger RNA. Its product is annotated as 60S ribosomal protein L17-like. Lineage: Eukaryota; Metazoa; Chordata; Mammalia; Carnivora; Ursidae. Gene Ontology annotation, biological process: cytoplasmic translation. The record is from RefSeq and is a predicted model, not a curated record. Gene Ontology annotation, cellular component: cytosolic large ribosomal subunit; ribosome. Gene Ontology annotation, molecular function: structural constituent of ribosome. The annotation marks the transcript as partial. The transcript has a single exon.
AUGGUGCGCUAUUCUCUCGACCCCGAGAACCCAACUAAAUCAUGCAAGGCAAGGGGUUCAAACCUGCGGGUGCACUUCAAGAAUACCCGUGAGACGGCUCAAGCAAUAAAGGGCAUGCACAUACGCAAAGCCACCAAGUACCUGAAGGAUGUCACCCUUCAGAAGCAGUGCGUUCCCUUCCGUCGUUACAAUGGUGGCGUUGGUAGAUGUGCUCAGGCAAAGCAGUGGGGUUGGACCCAGGGUCGUUGGCCCAAAAAGAGCGCAGAUUUCCUGCUUCAUAUGCUGAAAAAUGCUGAGAGCAAUGCUGAACUCAAGGGUUUGGAUGUUGAUUCUCUGGUCAUUGAGCACAUUCAGGUGAACAAGGCACCAAAAAUGCGCAGGCGUACUUACCGAGCUCACGGACGUAUCAACCCCUACAUGAGUUCUCCCUGCCAUAUUGAGAUGAUUCUCACAGAAAAAGAGCAGAUUGUUCCCAAACCAGAAGAGGAAGUUGCAAUAAAGAAAAAAAUAUCGCAGAAGAAACUGAAAAAGCAAAAACUCAUG